AUGACAGCUUCCAUUCUGCUAAAGCAUGCGUCCACUGACCUGUCGGGAAGCGUUUUUCUCAUCGAUGGUGCCGGGAAAAUUUUAAGCCUACCAAUACCCUCUCGCUCUACUCGAGACCCACUGAAUUGGAGCACUCGGAAAAGAGGAUUUGCUAUCUUCAGUUUGAUCUUCUUUGCGACCGUUGGUCUCACACAGUUACUUGGUCUGAGUCUGGUAUAUACCAGCAUUGCAAGAGAAUAUUCAACCGCCGUAUCUCCCUUUCGUCUAGAAUGGUAUAUGACAGCACCGUCAUUGGCGAUGGGUCUCGGAGGUUUCUUAUGGGUUCCUCUCUCCCUCGCCAUUGGUCGUAGACCCGUUUUCUUGCUCACAUCCUCGAUUUUGGCGGUGGCAACAAUAUGGGCAUCAUUCACAACAAGCUUUCAGCAGAUAUUGGCCGCAGUAUGUUUACAAGGACUGGCAGUGUCUUUGAGGUUUAGUAGCAUGCUUCUGAUGAUCAUCGAUUUAACCUUCAUCUAUCAACGCCCUCAAGCUAUCGCCAUGGUCUGGUCUCUCGUCACGAUCUUCCCCCUUGCCUUUCAAGUUGGAAUUCCCGCCAUUAUCCAAGUCGAAUGGAGAACGUUUUAUCGCAUGAUGAUUGUCCCAUGUGGCGCUGCGUUUCUCCUCGCCUUCUUCUGCUACCCAGAAACAUAUUUCUACAGACCAGCCAUCGCUUUCAAUGGACACGUCCUCGUGCAAAGCGCUACAGAGAAGAUCCAGAUAUAUGAGGGCUGGGAAGAAGUCCCAGGGGGUAAACCAUUACCCAACCAACCCUUCCAAUCUCGAUGGAGGAGAUGGAUGAGCGAAUACAACUUUCUAACGAAAAUGCCUGGAGGGUGGAGGAAUAUGGGCGUUUGCUACAUUCAAAUCGUCAUGGCUCUGACUAAUCCGCUUAUCGUCUGGGUUGCAUUGCUGAAUCUACUCAUCUUCGGUGGAACCAUUGUCAUCUUAACAACCUACGCAAGUCUUCUAGUACAUCCACCGUACGCUUUCUCGCUCCUACACGCGUCACUCAGCAACCUCGCUAUCGUCAUUGGUGCCCUUCUCGCGUGGCCAGCUGCGGGAAUCAUGACCACUCAGCUUUGUCACCGCCUCGUCAUGCGCAAUGGAGGAGUUCGGGACGCGGAGCACUACCUCCCAGCCUUCAUCCUGCCGAUUUUGUCCGCCCCGGCAAGUCUAGUUAUCUAUGGGUUCGCAGGAGAACGGGGGUGGCACUGGUUUUGGAUCUUCUUCUCUAUGGGCUUGAAUUCCUUUGCGUGUGUUACAUUGUUCACUGUCACUACUCUCUGGGUCACAGAAGCCUUUCCCCGUUGGGCAGCUCCCGCAAUGGUCAUUGUUGGCAGUGGAAGCUACGCAGCCAGUUUCGCUUUAAGUUUUGUCAUGACGCCACGGCUAGAGUCGCAGGGCUUUGCCAGAACAAUGUGCCUCAUUGGGAUCCUGAUCUUCGGCGUUGGAUCGUUUGCAUUCCCAGUGGCGAUGUGGGGACGGAGAUACAGAUAUUACGUCUAUGGAAAGUGGGCAUUGCAUGAAGGCGGCUCGCUGCGGCCGCAGGUUAGAGAUAUGGAGGUAUGA
Hyaloscypha bicolor E is the source of this 1608-nucleotide messenger RNA. Its product is annotated as major facilitator superfamily transporter. The record is from RefSeq and is a predicted model, not a curated record. Gene Ontology annotation, molecular function: transmembrane transporter activity. The transcript is spliced from 4 exons. The coding region runs from base 1 to 1608 and encodes 535 amino acids. Gene Ontology annotation, biological process: transmembrane transport. Lineage: Eukaryota; Fungi; Ascomycota; Leotiomycetes; Helotiales; Hyaloscyphaceae.